AUGAGACAAGAGGCUUCCGAGGGAGCGGAGCUGAACCCGCCGCCGGAGCCCAAAGCUGCAGCCUCAGGCCUUGCCAAACCUGUCUGCCCCCCCCAUGUUCCUCUUCCUCCUGCCCCCGUAGUAGACGGCACGCUGCAACCCUUCCUCACCGGGCUCUUCGGCAGCGCCGCCUGUUGCCAAAGCCGGCUUUGCCCUGCUGCUAAACGCCCUUGGUCCAAAGCCCGGCCUUCCACAGUUAAACGGGCAAAGCGAGUGGGCGGCCAGCUACAGCACGCGGCUCGCGGCCUGCCUCCUGCGGCCCGGAGCAGCGACGACGGAGCGGCCCUGCAACGCUGCAUUGGCGGCUUCGGCCAUCGGGAGCGGCGCCUUUCCUCAGGAAUCUCCCUUCGGGCCAGCCGCUCCCAGGGUCACGUCGCCGAGGCUGCCGCCCUAACCGCACUGGCUCGGCCCCUGCCGCCACUUCCCGGGCUGCCCCUUAUCGCCAUCAGAGCCGCCGUCACUUUCACCGCCGUCGCGGCACCAAUUCAGCUUGUACGCCGCUUUAGACAGAAGCCUCGACGGCCUCUGCCAUUUAGGCCGGGCAGGCAGGCUUCUUCCCAUUUUGCUGAUGGGGCGCUGAGACAAGCACUCGCCCAAGGAGCCGCCGGCUCCCUCCGGCAGCUCCAACCCCACCCCAGCUUCCACGGCGGCUUCAAACGUUCCCAGAGGGCGCCUCAGUGCUUUGUUCGCGGCGGGGGGCGGGGAGGGCGAGCGGGGGGCCUGGAGACGGAGGGGGGCCCCUUCCUUCAGCAAAAGCCGUGGCCUGCCCGCCUUCGAACAGCGAGCGCCAUCGGCUUCUGUGCCCCCGACGCGCCUGACUGCCUCAUCGGCGGUGCCAGUCAGGACGGCACGCGGCCGCCCUCUCCCGAAAGCGCCGCAGGGGUGAACGUGUCCAGCCGAGAGCCGGGCAGAGACGCGGGGCGGGGUGGGGGGGAAGAGGGAGGCACGCCUCCCCACCCGCGCCCUGCUAAUGGCACCCGGGACUGCCCAAUGGGUGCCGGGGUGGGGGUGGCGCUGCCCCCCGCCGCCUUUAAAAGAGGCCCUCUUCCUCUCCCUCGCCAGCAGCGUAAGCUUUCGCCGGUCAUGCGCUUCUCAGCUUCGGCGCCGUCGGGGCUCGUGCUGCUGCCGUUGCUUCUGCUUUCCCGCCUGUGCCUCUGCGCCGCCAUCCAAUGGCUGGGGAUGGCGGCGAACGGCACCCGAGUGGCCUGGGACGCCCCCCAACACUGCCGCCUCCUGGAGGGCCUGGCCCCGGACCCCUUUGUGCGACUGUGCCGGCGGAACCUGGAAGUGAUGCCCAGCAUCGUGCAGGCGGCCGAACGCACCAAGGGCGUCUGCCGAAAGACCUUCGCCGACAUGCGUUGGAACUGCUCCUCCGUCCAGGAUGCGCCUCACUUGGCGCCAGACCUCCGGAAAGGCUCCAAGGAAUCUGCAUUUGUCUAUGCACUGGCAUCUGCUGCUAUCAGUCACUCCAUUGCCCAGGCCUGCGCUUCUGGACAGGUGCCUUUCUGCUCCUGUGGCUCCGCUCCAACGGAGGAGCCUCAGCCUGACUUCCAGUGGGGUGGCUGUGGGGACAACCUUCGCUUUGGCCUGCAGCUGGGCUCUGCUUUUGUCGAUGGUCCCAUGAAGUCUAGCAAGGCCGGAACGCGAGUCUCCAGGCUGGUGAACCUCCAUAACAAUGCAGUGGGCCGACAGGAAAGUAAAAGCGCUACAAAAUUGGUCACCUCGCUUCACUGGAUGGGAGAAGAAGCGAGCGCUCCUUUCCUCUUUCCAACUCACUUUCCCCACCAGAGUGCUCGAGAGCCCCAGUUUGGAGCUGGCUGUGAGGUCCUAAUGGACUCCUUGGAAACCAAGUGCCAAUGCCAUGGCGUCUCCGGCUCCUGCGCUGUCAAGACCUGCUGGAAAAGCUUGCGCGAUUUAGCCGACAUAGGCUUGGAGCUCAAAUCCAAAUACUUGGCUGCUACCCAAGUGAUGCCCUGGUUCACGGGCCUCAGGAAGCAGCUGGUGCCCAGAGGACCAAGCGUCCGGCUGUUGAAAGAGGACGAGCUGGUCUAUCUUGUCCAUUCCUCUAAUUAUUGUAUGAAGAAUCCCAGACUGGGCUCCUUGGGGACUCAGGACAGGCAUUGCAAUAAGACUUCUGCUGGCAGUGACAGCUGCAACCUCCUGUGCUGUGGGCGUGGCUACAACACCUACUCGGAGAGCGUGGAAGAGAAAUGCCAGUGCAAGUACUAUUGGUGUUGCUACGUGAAGUGCAAGAAGUGCCAGAACGUGGUGGAAAGAUUCGUCUGCAAGUGACUCGAGGCUGGGCCCUGAAGCACGCUGUCUGCUGGGAGAACGCAGGGGCAUGCGGACUGUGAGCUCCAUCCACGGUUUGUCGAAGAUUUCUGCCUGCACCCAGGCUGCUUCCAGACGGGCUCCUUAGCGCCAAUUGCUGCUUUUCCAUUUUAUCUGGCAUUGCAGCAGAGCUUCUGCACUGGCUAAGAUUCACGUUCUGUGGUGUUCUAUCCACACAGUGGGUGGGACAUAAGAGGGUUAGCCAUGUUGAUCUUCUCUCCCCCAUGCACACACACAAUUGCUUAUUCAUUUUCUGAAGUUGCUUUUCCUUCUUUCCUGAGCCCCUUCCCCCGUUUCUUCCAUAAAGCAAAGACACUAAAAGCCAAGGACGGUUUAAGAGUCUGUGGUCUAUCAAGUGGGCAUGUUUUAUGUUGCCGCUCUCCACCUUGCC
Molecule: messenger RNA, 2761 nt
Organism: Rhineura floridana
Lineage: Eukaryota; Metazoa; Chordata; Lepidosauria; Squamata; Rhineuridae
Exons: 8
Coding region: 1-2331 (776 amino acids)
Biological process (GO): canonical Wnt signaling pathway; neuron differentiation; cell fate commitment
Cellular component (GO): extracellular region
Molecular function (GO): cytokine activity; frizzled binding
Source: RefSeq, a predicted model, not a curated record